Anastrepha obliqua is the source of this 1643-nucleotide messenger RNA. RefSeq names its product homeobox protein Hox-B1a. The coding region runs from base 1 to 1530 and encodes 509 amino acids. NCBI's taxonomy places the organism in Eukaryota, Metazoa, Arthropoda, Insecta, Diptera, Tephritidae. The record is from RefSeq and is a predicted model, not a curated record. Gene Ontology annotation, molecular function: DNA-binding transcription factor activity, RNA polymerase II-specific; DNA binding. The transcript is spliced from 2 exons. Gene Ontology annotation, biological process: regulation of DNA-templated transcription; neuron differentiation; central nervous system development.
AUGUUGCAGAAUCCUUCAAAAUAUCAUCCAAAUCCGUUUUCUCACUUGUUGGCCUUGCACGGUUCUCAGGCUGUAGCUAAUAACAACAUCACCACCCAUCAAACACAUUUGGCUACCUUGCCGCCGGUUUUCGCUACGCAAAGCCAACUUCAACUUCAACAUCAGCAGCAACAGCAGCAGCAACAGCAACAACAAGACUUCCAUAAUCAUCACCAUCCAACCACUAUGACGACUACCAGUCAACAUCACAACUCAUUUCUGCUACAAAAUCAUCCACCACGUGAGCCACACAUACAUACUAACCACCCACUGUUGAAUUCGACUCAAACACGAACACAUGAGCUCCUUGAUACGACGAGUACCUCCCUCGACAUGGGCAAGUCUUUCACAAUUGCCGCCAUUUUGGGUUUGCAAAAGAGCGCAAUGGAGAAUAGCCGAAAAGAUUACAACAAUGCAAUCAAUUUAUCGCUAAAUAGUAGCAAUGAAAAUGGCGGUAAAGAGUCGCGUGUAGGACGAUCAGCGCACGGUAAUCAACAAAACUUUAGUGACGACGAAGUGGAUAAUAGCGAACAACAAUCGCAACAUUUGCGCACACCAAGUGGAGGUAAUGCAUGCAGCGAUAGUGGCGUUAAGUUGCUGAAGUGCGGCAGAAAUACCAAUAGCCUGUAUCAUCAAAAUGCCAGCCAUUUUGAUUGCAAUAGUAAUGCAGGUGCUGCGCUCUUGCAUCGUUAUUUGCCAAUACCAGUCUCGGCUGCACCAGUGACGGCAGCAACAUCAUCAUUUGUCGCUGCAGCAGCUGCAGCAACACAACACCACCAUCAACAACAGCAGCAGCAGCAGCAGCAAAAUCUCUUAUUGUCCCAUGUGCGCUCGGUUGCCUCAGCCGCUGUUGCUGCAUCCGGUACAUCAUCUGCGUUACAGAGCUUACAACAACUACAUCAACAUCACGCUCAGCAAAGUUCUUUGAGUCUUCAACGGGAAAAGCAUAAAUCAGAGAGCAAUGCAAAAAAGACGUCGUUGAAAAAUAAACGUGUGCGCACAAUCUUUACACCCGAGCAGUUGGAGCGGUUAGAAGCAGAAUUUGAACGACAGCAGUAUAUGGUUGGUCCCGAGCGACUCUAUUUGGCACAUACCCUACAGUUAACGGAAGCUCAGGUGAAGGUAUGGUUCCAAAAUAGACGCAUCAAGUGGCGAAAACAUCACCUUGAAAUCACACAACAACGCCUUGCUCUCCUACGCCAGACCCAGUUGCCGGGCGCUGUUGAAUUGGCAGGCAGUGGUGUCGCAGGCGCAUCCUCUAUAACAGCCAGUAGUGUCAUGCCGAAUAUCAGCAACACCAAUUCCAUCAACGAUGCCAGAACAUCAUCUCCGAUCAGCUGUGGUGCAGAAGACGCUGAUGAGCUUAGUAAGCAAGGCGAAGAGUUUCAUUCGUUAAGUCGUGGCAGUCAUUCAUGUUCGGAAUCGGAUCUAUCGAUAUGUAAUGACUCCAUUGAAGCUGGCAGUGCGGUGGAGGGUAUUGAGGACACAUAAAAUUUGUGAUUCGGUAUACGUUAGUGUUUGUAUAUAUAGUAAUUACUAAUUCAUAAUCGUUUAUAAUGUAUAUUAUUGUACGGGCACAUAAAAAGUAAGAAAUAAUAGUGAAA